CGUGAGUGUGAGCGAGUGCAAGUCUGUGUGCGUGUGUGAGUGAGUCGUGUGUGCAAGUUUUUGGGGCUGUCGGGUGUUCGUUUUUGAAAGAGGAGUAGAAAAAAGAAGAAGCAAGUUGUGUCUUUAAGUGUGUGCUUGUGUGUGUGGAAUUCUUGACAAUUCCCCAACAUACGUUACCAUGGAAUAUUACCUAGGAGGUUACGUCUAUAUGAAUGGAGAUGCUGUCAAGAUUCAGCCGCCUGUUUACACCAAUGUUCCUGUUGAAACGGCAAUGUUAGCUACCAACCUGUUUGGCACCCCGACACAGAUCGCAGCACCGACAGCAGCUCAUAUACCCAUAAUCACGGCAGCAGCAGCUGCAGCAGGAGGCACACCAACAGGAACAGUAGCGCCCCAAACAGCACAGCCCGCACAGCAUUCACAGCAGCAGCAGCAACAACAACAGCAGCAGCAUCCACAGCCACAACAGCAUCCACAUCAGCAGCAACAGCAGCAGCUCAUCUCUCAUACGCACGCCCACGCUGUGGCAGUUGCCGCUGCAGCCGCCGCUCAGCAGCAGCAGCAACAACAACAACAAUCAACGCAGACCAUCCAAACGGUGCAGGCUGUAACGCCGGCCACGGCCCAGUUGCAUCUGCAGGCGCAUCCGCAUCCGGCACAACAGCAUUUGCAGUACGGUCACCCGGCUCAGCAGCCGCUGCCACCGCCGCUGCCGCUGCCGUCCACUGGCGAAAGCAUUCAGGCAAACGCACUUGACAAUACCGAAUACGCCAUCAUGAAUGGAGCCAUCGCUCAGACUCAAGAUGGCAACCUCGUCUGCUAUACCACAGAGGCGCUCGUACCUGGCGUUAACAAUACGAAUUUAGUUGCCCUCGAGCAGCAGCAGCAGUCCGAGCUCAUCGCACAGCAGCAGCAGCAGCAGCAGCUAGCGGCCGAUGAAUGCGGCAUGCCGCUGGACAAGCUCAAGCAGAUGCUGGCCACGCAGCUGGACUAUUACUUUUGCAGAGAGAAUCUGGCAACCGAUACUUAUCUGGUGUCCCAAAUGGACAGCGAUCAAUAUGUGCUCAUAAAGACAGUGGCCAACUUUAAUCUUGUUAAGAAACUAACCAAGGACAUCAAUCUGAUUACCGAGGUGCUGCGCGAAUCGCCCAACGUUCAGGUCGAUGACGAGGGUCUGCGCGUGCGCCCCAACCACAAACGUUGCAUCAUCAUAUUGCGCGAAAUAUCCGACAACACGCCACUCGAUGACGUCAAGGCGCUAUUCAGCAGCGACAACUGCCCGCGCCCGAUUGCUUGCGAGUUUGCGGCCAACAAUUCGUGGUACAUCACAUUCGAGUCGGACGAGGAUGCGCAGAAGGCCUUCAAGUAUUUGCGCGAGGAGGUCAAAGAGUUUCAGGGCAAGCCCAUAAUGGCGCGCAUCAAGCCCAAGUCAUUUAUCAAUAGAAUACCUGCUGUACCAAAUAUCAAGAACGGCUAUCGUCUCAACUCACCGCCAACUGCCACAGUCUAUGAUCCAGCCGCUGCCGCUGGCGCCGCUGCAGCUGCUGCCGCCGUCAGCUACAAUGCGGCACCACAACGUUUCGUCUAUGCCGGGAAUGGCGCCCUAACCCCAGCCACGGUGCCCUACGGUGGCCAGGUUCUGAUCCCCUUUCAGCAGCAACCGUUCUACACAGGCCUGAUGCCGUGGCAACCGACCACUGUGGCCGCGGCGACGGCGGCGCAUGGCCAGAAUUUCUAUGAGAUUGGCGGCAAUUUAUAUGCAGCAAAUGGUCUGGCACCGCAGGCUGUGGCUGCCAAUUUCACAACCGCACCGCCGCCCGCCACACAAAUCGUGACGAAUAAGCCGCAGAGCGGCGGCGGUGGCGGCGGUCGCUACAAUAGCAAUCAUCGCGGCAAUCCGAAUAACCUGACCGGCACAGGACCACGCGGCGAGCUGCGCAGCAAGCCGCCGCGCAAUGCACAGCAACAACAACAACAACAACAGACGUCUUCGCAUAUCCAGAGCGGCAACAUUAUCAUGCCCACGACGCUGCGUGGCAUCAGCGUGGUGCCGGCUGCCAUUGUGGAUCCAAUACAGCAGGUGCCGCUGCAGCAGCAGCAGCAGCAGGUGCAACAACAACAGCAGCAGCAGGUGCAACAGCAUCAGCAGCUGCAACAGCAGACGGCCAGCUCCAGCCAACAGCAGCAGGUGCAACAGCAGCAAAUUGUGAGCGGAAACUCGGCUGGGUCCACGCGAUAUGCGCUCAAGAGCAAUUGGAAGGGUGGCAUGCAAAAGAAUCUGGACAAGAGCUAUGGCAGCCACCAUCACUACAGCACCCAGGUGCAAACGCUGCCCAGCAACAGCCAUGCUCACCAUCAGCCACAGCAGCCGCCGCAGCAGCAGCAGCAGACGCACUAUCAAUUGCCUUCCUCGAGCGCCGCCAGCUCAACGCACUCAACAUAUGCCAACUCGCACGCAGCAACGUUGACGCUGGCACCGCAGCCUGGUCAGCAGCAGCAGGCGCAUCAUCACCUGGUGGUGCAUGCUGCACAGCCCGUGGAGCUGCAGGAAGCCAGCGGCGGCGAUAAUGUUGUUGUUGUCGAGCACGGCGGCGGCUCGCAUGGCAUGCAACCGAGUCGUAGCAACAUGUCGGCCAGCUCCUCAUCAUCGCUGGCCACUUCCAUUGGCGGCGGCAAGGAACCACAGCCGCUGCACUGGCAGACACGUCCACGUCGUCGCCGGCGCGACGAAGACGGCAUCAAUUACUCGCCAGGCGGUCGAGUUAAUAUCUAUGGCGGAUCGCCGCAGCAGCUGCUCUCCUCGUCGUCCGCCUCGUCUACGAAUAAUGUGCAGUCGUCGCAUCGCGAGAGUCAUUAUGGCAGUCAUGAGGCGCAGCCGGCGCCGCCGCAGCAUCGCGGUAAUUACAAGGGCAACAAUUAUAAUCCCAACUAUCAUGCUCAGCAGCAUGCGUCCAUGUCACAUCAUCAUCAUCAUCAUAAUCACAGCCAUAGCGCGCUGCCCGCCCAGCAGCAGCAACAGCAGCAACAACAACAGCAGCAGCAUCAUGUGCCGGCUGCACAGCAAAGCUCGGGCCAUAAUUAUCAUCAUCAUCAUCAUCACAACUCCAUUGGCAGCAAUGUGGGCAACAGCGGCGGGCUCGGUGUCAGCAGAGGAGGAGCAGGAGGCGGCGGCGGAGGAGGAGGAGGAGGAGGCGGCGGCGGUAGCAGCAAUGAGCGCGGCCUGCACCAUGGCAUCAGCAUGGGCUAUCAGGGCCAUAAUGCACACCAGCAACAGUUGCAGCAGCAGCAGCAGCAACAACAGCAGCAGCCGGCGGCUCCGGCACAGCCGCCACAAUUUGAUUUAGAGGCGUCCGCCUUUCCACCGCUGCCGGCUACCUCGGCGCCGGCACAUGGUGCACAUCAUCAUCAUCAGCAUCACAGCAACGCUUCCAUGCAUAACUCCAGCAGCAACUCAUCCUCAUCGGCGAGCGGGCCGAGCCACAGCAAGCAGCAGACGGCCAAUCAGAGUCAGGCCCAUCAUCAGCCGGGACACGGCGCCGCCGUCAUCGCGUCGUCGUCGUCGGCGGCCGAAUGCAGCGGCGAGGAGCCGCGUUCAAGCAAUCAUCAGCAUGCCGAGAGCAAUGCGCAUAGUUCCUCCAGCAACUCCUCAACGGCGGCUCCGGCAGCUGGCUGGGCCGAGAAUCGACUCGCGGAUGUGGUACGCACGGGCAAAGGCAAGGCGCGCAAGGAUGCCGCCGCUGUCGCCGCACAGAACCGACAUCAACAGCAGCCUGGCCAGCAACAACAGCAGCAUUUGCCACAGCAGCAACAAUAUCAGCAGCAGCAGCAGCAGCGCAAUCUGGCGAUUAGUCCCACGCCCGCGAUGGUAGUCGUAGCUCCAGCUCCAGCUGACAAUACUAAAAACUUUACUAAGCAGAGCUCUAGUAAUAACCCGAUCAAUGUGAUAAAGUGUCUAACACCAAAUAUCAAUGCCAGCAACAAGUUGAGCAACAACAAUAACAAUGCGAACACGACGACGACGACAGCAACAGUUGCUGGUGAAGAGGCAGCUGCUGCUGCUCAGCAGCUGGAUAAAUCAAACAAGACUGAGGAUGAACUGCAUCCAAUACAAGGCGGCAAGCCGCAGCAGCAGCGCCUAGUCGAGGGCUAUGGCCAACAGCAACAGCCGCAGCCGUCGCAACAGCAGAUGACAAAUGACUAUGUGCGCGGCAUGGCCGCGCCUGGUGCACUGCCCAUGGCCGGGCAUAUGCCGACGAACUCGGGCGCUGGCGCCUGCAGCGGCACGCUGGCCACCGGCUUGAACGAGCUGAGUCUGGGCCAGCACAAGAAGCCGGCUGCGACUGGCACGCAACACACCAAAAAGGAGCUCAACCCUGGCGCCGGCAAAGAUGCCAGCAGCAACAAACACAAAAGCGUCGCCACCUCCACAUCCCCCGCCAAUUCAGUGUCAACGGAGAAUAUUGCGGCCGCGACAACCGCCAGCAAACUAAGCUAUGCGCAGGUGGCGCAACACCACAAGACCGCCGCCGAGGCCAUCAAGGACGGCGCUGUCUCGCCCACGGCCAGCCACAAGCUGGAACUAGUCUUUGGCGACACCGCCGCCACGCCCACAACCGACAAAGUCGCAGCGACUGUCUCGACUGAGAAGCGUCUGGCCGCAGCUUCGUCAGCUGUUCCAGCUGCGCAGCCGGGCAAAGUUGCCGGCGGCACGCAGACUCAGGCAGGCGGAGCUGGUGCCAAGGAGAAGGAUGCUGCUCAGCGAGAGUCGCGUCCGAAUGCGGCGCAGAUUGCUGGCAGCUCGCGCCAGCAGAGCAAGGAGAAACCACCGCAACAUUAUGGAUCAUCCACUGAUCACAAUACGAAUGCCAAUCAGGGCGGUCGCAAAUCGAGAUCGAAUAACUCUUAAAAGCAAAGCAGGUCGCCGAAUUUGCGACAAAUGUGAAAAACACGAAUACUUUGCUAGGUGACGCCGCCGCCGCUUCAGGUGCAUCACCCCCAACCCCCCCUUCUGUACAUAAAUUCCAAUGUGUAAAUACAAACAAAAGCCGUUUUUUGUUAUAUCUAUAAGCGCUAUAGAUAUUUACGAGCUAACCAAGGAGGCAUAAAUAAGUUGGCGUCGCACUGAGCAGAGAUUAGAGGGCGACCGGCUUGGACCAGUUAUCAUAUAAUAUAAUAAAAGCAUAGGCAAAGGAAUAAUGGUGCAUAACAUUAAUGAAAACACACACACACACACAGAGACUCACACAUCUACAUACAUAUAUAUAUAUGUAUAAUCAGUUAAAGUUAAUUUAUCUUAGCCUAAACUUAACACACACACAAAACACAUGUAGAUUAGUGCAACGAUGAUGAAUUGGUAGAUAUAUAUAUAUACAUAUAUAAAUAUGUGGCGUGUAUAUAUAUAUAGCGUAUAUAUAGAAAGAGAGAGAGAGGGAAGAAGUUUAUAUGCCCAAGUUAAGUUUACGAUUACGAUUAAUGAAAAUUGUUUGAUUGGAGUCAGCCAAGUUGCAUCCGUUCGAGAUGUUAGCUAAAUAACGACAACAACAACAACAACAAAAAGAAGAAUAUAGCAUUAAUCAUUAUUAAUAAUCCAUUACUCAUUGCCUGGUGAAUCAUGUUGAUCAUCAUCAUUAUCGUGUGUUGAUUAUCAACGUUAAUUUUCAUUUGCUUAUAUGCUAAAACUUGAAUAGAUUAUAGCCAAAAACAAAUACGAGAGUUCUACCACUACAGAUCGGGCUAUAUAUACGUUAGUCCCAGACAUCUUUUUCUUUUCAUUUUUUAAUAUUCUUAUUAUAACCUUUAUCAGUUUGUCUGAUAGCAGCGACCAUUGAAGUCUUUUGUUCUAUUUCGAACCUUUGGGCAUUAUUUUUUUUUUUUUGUACUUAUUUCAUGUCCUAAAGGAACCUGUUAACACGGACACAGACUGGCACACACUCACACAAACACACACACACUCUCUAUGUUUAUACUUAUAUGUCUAUGGAAAUAAUUGCAAACAACUUGAAAUUGCAUUUCUUCCACACAUAUGAGGGCAAUUUUCUCAGUUCGAUGGUUUCACACACAUUUCUCGAGAAAAAAAAACUAAAACCAAAAACAAAUUAAUGCAAAUUUUAUACAAGC
Molecule: messenger RNA, 6117 nt
Organism: Drosophila novamexicana
Lineage: Eukaryota; Metazoa; Arthropoda; Insecta; Diptera; Drosophilidae
Gene: Larp4B
Product: la-related protein Larp4B
Exons: 9
Coding region: 179-4906 (1575 amino acids)
Biological process (GO): positive regulation of translation
Cellular component (GO): cytoplasmic stress granule; cytosol
Molecular function (GO): mRNA 3'-UTR binding
Source: RefSeq, a predicted model, not a curated record